Centruroides sculpturatus (bark scorpion) is the source of this 1442-nucleotide messenger RNA. It is a transcript of the gene Mvb12, whose product is annotated as multivesicular body subunit 12B-like. The transcript is spliced from 10 exons. NCBI's taxonomy places the organism in Eukaryota, Metazoa, Arthropoda, Arachnida, Scorpiones, Buthidae. Gene Ontology annotation, cellular component: ESCRT I complex; late endosome. Gene Ontology annotation, biological process: regulation of epidermal growth factor receptor signaling pathway; virus maturation; viral budding. Bases 145 to 912 code for a protein of 255 amino acids. The record is from RefSeq and is a predicted model, not a curated record.
AGAUGGCGUAGUUAGAUGUCAUCUCUGUCGGGUAAGUUGUAUUUUGGUUUCUAACUUUAAUGUUAAUGUUGGAAGUACAUUUGAAAAAAGAUUUAAUAUAAAAUCCUUUUUUAAAGUGAAUUAAUUAUAAAGGAUAAGAACAAAAUGGAAGAUUUAAUGAGAGCUUUGCCAGAUAACCGUCCAGUGACAUCAAUUUGUAUUGUUGAAGAUCCUGGUAAAUGUCCAGCAGGAUUUCAAGUGGUAGACAAGACAUUUGAUCAGGAUACUGAUGCUGAUUUAUGGAAAGAUGGAUUUUUCAGAAGAAUUACAAGAUACAUCUGUAUAUCAAAACAAGAAUGGCAAACAAAUGAAGUUAUAGAAUCUCUAACAAUUAUUGGCGAAAAAGAUUCCCCUCCUGAUGAUUUUACACUAUUAAUGUACACACGAGAUACUGAACAGAGAGCAACACGAAAGAAACAUUUAUGCUACAAAUUAAUGCCAAGAGAUAAUGUUCAAAUUGCUGUAACUGAUGUUAUAGUAUUGAGUAGAUGGAAAAAACCUCCAGCUGGAUUCACUUUAGCAGGUGAAAUGAAUAGUCUUCUGAUUUGUUAUAAAUUAGGAAGUGUAAGUUCUCCAAAGAAAAGUGUUGAUGGAGCUCUUCCUUAUCCUGUGUAUCCUGGAAAUGAAAAUUUUCAAGGUAGUGUUAAUUGGAACAAUUCAAAUAAAGAUAGUCAAAAUUACAGAUCUCUUGGCUCAGUUUUAGAUGAUAUUCCAUUUGAUAUCAAUCCAAAAUAUAAGGAUCUGUUUAAUUUGACAAAAUUUAUUCUACCUGAAUUUAAUGUAAAAUCUGAAGAGGAAUUAAAUGCAGAGUGUUCAUAUGACUUCCAUGCUGAGCAGCAAGCACAGCAAGCCAUUCCAUCUCAUCUGGCAUAAAUAUGUUUUAAAAGAGAUUAGGAGUUAACAUAAAUUGUUGAUUAAAUUUUAUUGAGUAAUUAAAAAUUUAAAACUGGUUGAAAUAUUAAACUGGUUAUAAAAAACUAUUAAAAUUCUUGUUCAAGAUGUACAAAAAAAAAUUGUUUGAUGUAAGAAGAAACAAAUAUAUAUAUAUAUUCAAAGUUGCACAAAUCAAAUGGACUUUUUGAUAGAAAGUAUUCAUAUUAUAAACAAAGAAAAAAACUGUGGUACAAAAAAUAAUUUUAAAGCUUUAAGUUUAUAUUUCAGGACAGUAUUUUUAAGUUGGGAGAAAUAAUUUAUUUGAAAUUUUAAUAUUUCUGUUUUUAGUAUGGCAGAUUAUUAAUAAUUGCUAUUUGUACUAUGCAAUAUUUAAGUAAUUUUUAAAACAAUGAAGAUAAAUGAAAUGUAAUCAUAUUUGUAAAUUUAUAUAAAAUGUUGCAAAUACAGUAUCUAUUUAGAUGACAUGUAAAUAUUUAGAAACGGUAAUUUGAAAUUUAUAAAGUAUUAUA